Molecule: messenger RNA, 776 nt
Organism: Oryza brachyantha (malo sina)
Lineage: Eukaryota; Viridiplantae; Streptophyta; Magnoliopsida; Poales; Poaceae
Exons: 1
Coding region: 10-501 (163 amino acids)
Source: RefSeq, a predicted model, not a curated record
CCAAACAAAAUGCUCAACUCCACUGUCAAGCUGAUCGCGCUCUGGGCGUCUCCUUCCAGCCCGUCGCUGCUCGCAUUCUGCGUUUCUCACCUCAUCGUCGCUCUCCUCCUCCUCGCUGGCCGCAGCGCUGCCCCGGAGAUCAGCGGCCGUGCUGUCGGAGGGCGAAGCUUGGAAGCUGGCGCGGGAGUGCCGAGGAAGGAAACGAAUCCUGGAGGACGAGAGGCUCGUCUCCCUGCCGUGGACGCUGGCGGCCGUGGUGGCUGUGCUCCCGGCGUCGAUGGCCGCGCCGAGGAGUGCUUGGUGCGCGUAGGCGACGGGGAUGCCGUUGAGAUGCAGGCGAGAGAAAGGGGCAGUAGUGCACGAGAGGAAGAGCUCGUUGCUGCUCAUGCAUUGCGAGAGAAGAACUGUGACGAUGGGGAAGAUGAGCUUAUGCUGCGAGCCGAGGAAUUCAUUCGGCGGAUGAACAGAAUCUGGAUGGCAGAAAAUUUGCGGGUUUGCUGAUGAGUUGUUGUUACUACUUUCUACCUUUAGGUGCAUUCAGAGUCAGAGAUGAAAAGAUUUGAAAUAAAAUACCGGGAACUCUCAACUCUACCCAUUAAAAUCGGAGGGACUGGAGAUACAGCAGAGGUGUUGUGUUUAGUUAUACUAAUCGAUCAUUCCGUCCCAUGUUUAUUUUAAAGUUGCGUUGCUAUUAUUGUGUACAGUAUAUACAAGAACUGAUAAUGCCACGACGAUGUACCGAGCAAGGGAGACAAUAAAUUUUUAUCAUGUAGUAA